AUGCCUACAGAAAUCUUGGGUAAGGUAGGUCCAGAGAAAGUUCCCGAUAUUCAAAGUAUAGCGCCAAAUGCAGAAAUAGGUUAUACACUAGAAGUUGAUUUAGAAGUCCCAACGCACUUGCACGAUUUCUUUGCAGAUUUUCCUUUAGCGCCAGAAAAGCAAAUAGUGUCAGAAAACUGGCUUAGCUUGUAUAAUGAAAGAUUAGUACGUGACAAGGCAGUUGGAGAUGGAAAAUAUGU
Funneliformis geosporum is the source of this 239-nucleotide messenger RNA. NCBI's taxonomy places the organism in Eukaryota, Fungi, Glomeromycota, Glomeromycetes, Glomerales, Glomeraceae. The record is from the annotation of a GenBank genome assembly.